GGAAGAGUCAAAGGAGUGCAAUGCUGACCUCUAGAGGCAAAGAGACAAAUUGAUGGCAAGUUCCAAGUUGACUGCAGAGGGAGGAAGCCCACAGAUUGUCCUUAAAAACAGCAAAAAAGAGGCAGGUAAGUGAGACACACCUAUUCUAUGUUCUACAUUUUCCAAUGGCAGAUACUGGAACAGAUGGUUGGAGUGGAGGUACAGAGGUCCUGCAUCAUGCUAGAGCCUUUAGGGCAAUUUAUAUACGGUACCCCCAAAACUCCACAAUGUGGACUUGGUCAAUAUCACUGACUCAUAAAAAAACGCGUGUACUUGUUGACUCUCAAGGAUUUCAAGCAAAUGGGUUUCGCAACAUAUGAAACAUCUCAAUAAAUCUAAUUUCAUUUGUGCUUGCGUUGGCGUGGAGGCCAAGCGGGGGGGGCACCAGAUCAAUGGUUCAGUGUUUGAGGCAUAAAAGGAGUAAUGUGCCCUAGAUAGAAGGCUUGUUUAUGCCCCAGCGCCACGCAGCUGAGGGACCCGGGCAGCCAUCCAUGGCCUCGACAAUGCAAGAUGGAAAAUCAUUCCCAUCGUACUGUGCAUCGUCUUCCGUAAUCCGCCCAAUCCUUGUCACCGGAAGCAGUGGCGUGGAAAUGAUGUCAUGGCAUCCCUUCAAAGCCCCGAUGAGGUGUCCAUCCAGAUUGCUGCAAUGUCACCCCGUCACAAAGUUGGCAUGAAAAGUGACCGAGACAUCGAUGGAGCUGUGAGGAAGCUGUACUGUCGUCGUCAUCGCACACGGUGGAACAUGACAUGCUGACCCCCAUGACCUCCAUGACACCGUGCAGAUAUGGAGACCACUACAGAGAUGAUGCGAGAUCCCUCACACUAUGUUGCUGUCUUGGCUCAAGUGACAGAAGUGUGUGCUUCUUGAGAGGCCAUUAGUCCUCCCAGACCACAGGGGGCAGUGGCAGACAUGCAGGGCUCAGCCUUGGAUGGCAAAAUGGCCAAACAGGAGCAGAAUUCCAAGCUUCUGGAUGAAGUCAAAGAAAGCGAUGACACAUCUGAGAAGACAUCCCCAAACAGGAACCUGAAAUCACCACAGAAAAGCUCCAAGCGACUUAAAACGACCCCAUUUAAAGUAGCCCUGCUGGAUUUGUCCGAUUUCAAAGGAGACAUUGAGAAACACUCCAAAGGACAGACGCUGAUAGACGUGGUGUGCGAGCAUCUCAACUUGCUGGAGAAGGACUACUUUGGCCUAACCUUUGCAGACGCAGACACCCAAAAGAACUGGUUGGACCCCUCCAAGGAAAUCAAGAAACAGAUGCGCAACUGUCUCUGGCACUUUGCCUUUGCCGUCAAGUUCUACCCUCCAGACCCCUCUCAGCUCACCGAAGAUAUUACCAGAUACUACCUAUGUCUGCAGCUGAGGGAUGACAUGCUGUCAGGUCGUCUGCCGUGCUCGUUUGUCACCCACGCCCUGCUGGGUUCCUAUACGGUUCAAGCAGAGCUCGGCGACCAUGAUCAGGAUGAGCACGGCUCCGACUAUGUCAGCGAUUUCCAUUUUGCACCCAAUCAAAGCCGCGAGCUGGAGGAGAGAGUGAUGGAGCUCCAUCGGAACUACAAGGGUAUGACUCCAGCGGAGGCGGAAAUUAACUUCUUGGAGAAUGCAAAGAAAUUGUCCAUGUACGGGGUGGACCUACACCAUGCUAAGGAUUCGGAAGGCAUCGACAUAAUGUUGGGUGUCUGCGCCAACGGCCUGCUGGUGUACCGUGACAGGCUGAGGAUCAACCGCUUUGCUUGGCCGAAGAUCCUUAAGAUCUCCUAUAAGAGGAGCAACUUCUAUAUUAAGAUACGACCCGGAGAGUAUGAACAGUUUGAAAGCACUAUUGGUUUUAAGCUUCCCAACCACCGAGCUGCCAAAAGGCUGUGGAAAGUCUGCAUUGAGCAUCACACCUUCUUCCGGUUGGUUUCUCCCGAGCCUCCUCCUAAGGGCUUCUUGGUGAUGGGUUCAAAGUUCCGAUACAGCGGAAGAACGCAGGCUCAAACCAGACAGGCCAGCGCUCUCAUAGACAGGCCCGCUCCACACUUUGAACGAUCCACCAGCAAGAGAUACCUGCUGUCGAGAAGUUUGGAUGGAGAGUUCUCCCGGCCGGUGUCAGCCAUGUGUGAGAAUCACGAUGGCCUCUUCCACCACAGCGUGAGCGAGCAGCGUCAUCUCCACAGCCCAUCCGUGGAUGAGCAGGAGACUGAGCUGGAGCCCAGUUUGGAACAAGACGAGGAAGAUUUGGACCAGGAGCAGGGCCAGGACACGGAAAGAGAUGAAAACCAGGAUGGAGAUGUUACUCCCAGCAAGAAGAAAGAAAUUAUGGAUGAGGCUGUAUCGCCAGUUGGCAGUAAACAGGAGUUUCUGGAUAAGUCACAGGAUGUCUUGCUAAAGCACCAAGCCAGUAUCAAUGAGCUGAAGCGAGCCCUGAGGGAGCCCAACAGCAAGCUGAUGAGCCGUGAGAAGCGUCUGUCAGCAACCUCGCCACCCGGCACACCAGAUAAAAAAGCUUUGGGAGGCCGAGCGGUGGCAGCAGACCCCAUUAACAGCCUCUUUGUUGAGGGGUUCAUCCAGAAGAAUCUGGCGACUUCACCUGAGGGCUCUGAGGAGUGGGUAUUGAUUGAAAAACAAGACCAUGACUGGAAAGUGAAGGAAAAUAACUCUCCCACAUCUGAUUCCUCCUGGGAGAAAAAACAACAGGAAAAAGUGAUACACAAUGCCAAGAUGAUGCAUAUUGAGGUGACAGGGUCUGACAGAAAAGAAAUGAAAAGCCACAUUGAUGAAUUUCCAUCAACAAAAACAGCCAGAGAGUCGGCUAUGUUUUCUGAGCAGCGGCCCACUAGCAAAGGUCGUUUUGAGAUUCAAUUAUUGGCAAAUGCGGACUUAUCUCAAGACAAAUCUCCAAGAAAACCGUCUGAAGCUUCAAGCUCUGCGCCAAAGGACAACAAGACCGAGGUCUCGCACCAGAUGAAGGAAUAUACGGGUUCAAAGUCGAGAAAAAAGAGGAGACCCCAGAGCCUAAACGUCGGAAUACCUCCAGACCUUGUAUCUGGGAAAGGAGAAAGCGAUUCGACUGCAGAGGAAAACGAGGACUCGGAUGAUAAUUCGGAUAAAACAUCCGAAACAGGAUAUUAUUGUCAAUCGGUAGCAGCGGAGAUGGUGAAAGUUAACCGGGAAGCAGAAAAGACUGAGACCUUCUGGGGCUAUGAAGAGGGCAAAGAGAACCAAGUGUCAGGAGAAUGUCAGGGUGUUUUCAGUGAAGAUACAGAACAACCUAAAGGAAGUCGGAACCAGGUUGGCCCGGCAGAAAUAAACGGACCUGGAAAAGUCGACACUGACAUCUCAUUUUCCGGUAUAAAAGGGGAGGGUGUAAUUAAGAUAAGGGGAAAGGGCUUCAUUGACAAUAAAGAGCUAGCAGAGGUAAAACUGCGACAGGUCAGGACGCAUGAGAGAAAGAUAAGUAGCUCCGGAGCGGAGGAUAUCGAAGGUCUCCUGGGAGACAGACGUCAGAGAACUUCUCUCCACCGGUUGUCAGGCGGCCAUCAGUCGGAAAUAACCAGGAUUGUUCCUCUCAAACCAGAGCGGUCAAAGAGCAUAGCGUGUAAGGAUGACAGGGACAAGACCGGACAGGCUGAGCUCACACGUAAUAUAAGACGAGAAUACCGCUGGUCGGUUGGCUCUCCAGAUGGAACCUCGGACCUCAACUGGACUGACGUCUCCACGCUCCAUCCGGCAUUUGAAACUGAUGUGGAAAGCAUCACGAAGCAAGAGCAUUCUGAUGAUAGCUACCAGCCCUGCAGAGGGUCCUCAGAAAGUCAGAUUUUUACCUCAAAGAACUCAUCGCUUCCUAAAAUGAUUCCUCCGGCUCCACCGGUGAAAACGCAGAAGGCCAGAGAAUCAGGACUCAUACUACGCAACAGCCGGAAUGCGGUCAGAGAGCCGAAGCUCGAAGCAGCCAAGAAGAGACUUUCGGAGCCAGUCCCUGCACCCUUUGUUUGUGAUGAGCCAUUCACUGAUUCCAAGAAGGAGCUGAGUGACAGCAAGCCCGAGGCAAUUGUAACUCCCGAGGAGGAACAGGAGCGGGAUAAUUUGGGCUGCAUAAGACAGCCCCACUUGGGCAUUGAACGCAAGUGCUCCAGCAUGACAGUCAGCUCCACAUCGAGCCUAGAGGCUGAGGUCGACUUCACCGUCAUCACAGACCUCCAUCCUUGCAUGGACGACAUGGCUAAAGGCUUGUCCGACUCAGGAGCCAAGGAGAGGCAGCCCGAGGUGGCACGGGAGGACUUUGAAGAAACGUCCAGGUUCUACUCGGCGUGUCUCAUGGGCUCAAGGGACAAAUCUCCCAUAGAGAAACCCCCUGAAGAGGGACUCUUUCAUGAGCCGCCUGUGGCAAAGAGAGACGCCAGCGCUGUGAGUAUGGCCCAGAUGCUUAAAAGGGCCGACUCCAAGACGGAGUCUCACACCAAUGGAUCGGAGGUUCAAAUGAAUACCAUCAACGUCUCACCACAGAAGCGCUCCUUCACACAAGAGGCCCCAGUCAGCCUGAAAGAAAAUGGAUCACCUAUUAAAGCCAACGUCCAAGGUAAAGAGCUUAUUGUGUCCCCGCUGAGCAUCACUGCUGAAAGUGUCACCACUGCAACCACAACUCAAGUAACCAAGACAGUCAAAGGAGGAUACUCAGAGACGAGAAUUGAGAAAAGGAUUAUCAUCACAGGCGAUGAUGAUGUAGACCAACAUCAGGCUCUUGCCAUGGCGAUCCAAGAGGCCAAGCAGCAGCAUCCUGACAUGCUGGUGACAAAAGCAGUUGUUAUUAGGGAGACGGAGUCUCCCACUGAGGAACUACAGAAGUCCUGAUUGGACAUGGUGGCUCCUGAGGCGGGGGACAUGAGAGGAUCCUCUCCCGGUGCAGCAUGCCACCAAUCUGAUAAGAGGACUUUGUACUCCUAAAGACUACCUACACUGACAGAACAGACUGUGAGCCACGAUGCAGUAGAUCGCCUCCUCUGUCCUUUGAGACAAACCGACUGUGACUCUGCUCCAACUCUGACUCUGAUCCGGACUCCUGUUCCCGUCGCAGCCUAUAUCAAACCCGAUUGGUCAGAGAGGAUCAUCUAUUGGAGGAUUAUUUGGUUAGAGGAUUUGGCGACAGUUUUUUCAGUGAGAUUUAUUGCAUUUGCGCUUUACUGCCGAUCCCCUUUGCCUCAUUAACAUUUAUUUACAAAUGACUUCUUCUUAUAUUACAAUCAUCUUCUCUCAUAGAUGACAUGAAAUGAUAACAUAUAUAUAUAUAUAUAUAUAUAUAUAAAGCUCAUGGAUUAGAUAAAAGAAGCGGCGCAAUGCUGGUGAUACAGGUUUCACCAUGUUGACACUUUUCGGUUAAUGGCACCUUCAACAGUCUUACAAACUUUUUACAUUUUUAUCAGAAGAACAUUAAACUUCUGUCCAGUGUUUGCUCGAUACGUAAAUCAGUAUACUAUCAGAUUAUUAUAAUCUGCAUGAUUCAAUUACAAAAUCGGAGAAGGUAUAUAUAUAUAUAUAUAUAUAUAUAUAUAUAUAUAUAUAUAUAUAUAUAUUUAAAUACACGGAUGGUCUCACGAAAGCAAAGAAAGACAUUUUUAUGUUGGGAAAUGAAUUGGUCCUCUAUGCAGCACUGACAUGACGAGUCAAGCAACUUCCAAAAAAACCUCCACAGAUUAUUGGACCAAAUUGUGGUGGACUCUUUUUUCGGAUUUUCAGGGACUCUGGUAUAAAACUGAGACAUUCGUGGGGGAUUUUACCUUGCAAGCUGUCUUCAACUGUUGAGAAUGAUUAUUCUCAUUCCAUUUCUGUCAUCACUAUUACAGCAUUCUUUGAAAUGUUCUGUUUCUGGGUCAGGGGCUAAUGAAUUAUAAAUGUUUAAUAUGUUUUAGAAAUGUUUAUGCACUUGUUUUUUUUUUAAAUUCUUCUAAAAGGCCUAAUUCUACUUCAUUUGGCUUACAGGAUCCAAUAUGGUUUACAGUACAUGUUAUACUCUGAUGUUGGACUUUUCAUUCUUUGGAUGCUUAUAAUGUACCUUUUGUUACUUUGCUAUAGGUGCUUUGUGUAGUGGCAACAUUUGGUUUGCAAUUAACUCAAUUGAAUUCCAACAGAAAAGCAGUCCUGCUCAUUUUGUUCCAUCAAAUCCAUGCUGGGAGUACAAUAUGUAUUUUUACUGUUACUUUUAACAUCACAAUGAUGUUGCAUAUUCUAAAAACUAUUGUGACCUUAUUAUUCCAAAUUGAGUUAUGACGUUUUGGAGCCCUAUUCAUCAGUGUCAGAAAGAAUACAUGACUGGGAGUGGCACUUAUUGCUUUUGUGACCUUAACAUGCUUGCUGCAUGAAAGUCAACUAUGUGAACCACUACACUACCGACAACAAAAUCUGUAAAAAUUAAUUUUUCACUCUUUUUUAACGUUUUUGGAUGUGAGAAAGAAGCGAGACUAUAAGGGCUGGGGAGCUGUUGUGUUUGUUAAUUCUGAAGGUAGCUCAUGUUUACCUUCCAUUUUGAAUAUCAGGCACAUUUGAUUUGAGUGCAGUGAUUUAUAUAGUGUACCUGACAUUUGAACACAUUCAUAAUUUCCCUGUGAUUGACAUGUGAUCAGUUCAACUUUUUCUACAUGAUCAACCUCUGUCGACAUAGUAACACAGAAGAAUGGGUGUAUACUGUAUCUGUAUAGGACCAUUAAUAUCCUUUACAGUACAUAAACCUCCUUUAUACCAAUUCUUUUUCAGUGUUUCCCACAGGACUGCAAUCUCGGGAGCCCACAGCAGCUCGUUGAGAAGAGACAUCCGUGUGUUCAAUAGUCUCUUCACUAGAUUUGUCACUUUUUUAAAAAGAAUAUCUAGUAGGGUCUGAUUAAAAAGUCACUAAUCCCUUAUUUUUAUUAUUGUCUUAUUAUUCUCAACAGCUGUGUUUAAAGUGCAGAGUUACAAUGUGUACAGUUACUGUACAGAGCUGUGUCAACCACAGACAGUCCCAUUAUAAUGUGUUCAUGAGUGAGGGCCAACUCUUAUUUGCGGCAGUCCAAAUACAUGAAUGUACGGGAAACACUGUUUUUCAUAGUUUUUUUCUGUUUGAAGUAUUAUUUAUUGCAGUACUGAUUGUGAGGCCUGUGCUUUCUCUUCCAGUUUAGACAGUGCUGAAUACUUCUUGGAUGACCUUCAAUACUAUACCUUGCUUGCAUUGCUACCAUCCACAUGAAUCCCUCUGAUAGACCCCGAGCCGCGUUGCCGUCGGUGUUAAUCUUGUGCUUCUGGUAACCGAAGCGAUGGAGCACGCUGCUUGUGAGACUCGCAAUAAGCAGACAUUUAUACUUAUCAGCUGUCCUCUCAAAGGGAGAAAACUGUGAACUGUAAUUCUUAUCGAAGUGUAAUAAAACGCUACAGCACGCAGUCAGUGAUAGUUCAAGCUGAACCGACAGCUUGUGAUACUCUCUUUGUCCGGUCCUUACAUCCUGUCCCACUACUGAAUAGAUAAACAGUAUAUAUGAUAUACCAGGCUGCAGCUGCAUGCAGCACUCGCGCUUUAGACUGGGGAUAAUAUCUGCUGUAGGGCAAACUACUUAAGACUAUGAUGAUGAAGAGUUUCCACACGCCAUGUGCUGAAAUGGAGCCUAGAUGAGCCUUACUUAUUUAUAUAUAUUCAUAUUUCUGAGUGUUAUCCGGUAGAAUAAGAAAUGUCACAACUAGAAGCUAGGAAUUUCAUAUAAAUAUUUGUCUUAUAAUUGGAGUGCAGGAGCCAGAGCCCCUGUGCAGAUGAUGACAAGGCACAUACAGACAAAAAAAUGGCCUAGUUGAGUGUGUAUAGUUCUCUGGAAAGGAUGUGACUGUGAAUAAAUCUAAGUUAGUUUAGCAAGUUGCAGAAGUAUAUUGGUACAGUUCAAGUACAAAUCAGCAUUAGUACAAAUAAGGGAAAUAAGCUUUGUUCCGCCCUAAGCAUUAAACACAAUUCACCUUCAAUUCUAAAGGCUUUUGUAAUACAUUGCAUGGUGGUGUGUAUGUGCUGUAUUAUGCUUUCAGUCUUCAAUGAAAACAUACAUGCAUAAAUAAAUGUCUCGAUAUGGUACAAA
This is a messenger RNA of Doryrhamphus excisus (bluestripe pipefish), 8106 nucleotides long. NCBI's taxonomy places the organism in Eukaryota, Metazoa, Chordata, Actinopteri, Syngnathiformes, Syngnathidae. The record is from RefSeq and is a predicted model, not a curated record.